Sipha flava (yellow sugarcane aphid) is the source of this 1355-nucleotide messenger RNA. RefSeq names its product cyclic AMP-responsive element-binding protein 1-like. The record is from RefSeq and is a predicted model, not a curated record. Gene Ontology annotation, molecular function: DNA-binding transcription factor activity, RNA polymerase II-specific; protein binding; RNA polymerase II cis-regulatory region sequence-specific DNA binding. Gene Ontology annotation, biological process: regulation of transcription by RNA polymerase II. The transcript is spliced from 8 exons. Gene Ontology annotation, cellular component: nucleus; transcription regulator complex. Bases 151 to 969 code for a protein of 272 amino acids. NCBI's taxonomy places the organism in Eukaryota, Metazoa, Arthropoda, Insecta, Hemiptera, Aphididae.
CGUGCGCGCCGCCCGUACCCCACUCCGCCGUCAGACGUCAUUUGACGUGGCUUCUACGUAGCAUUCGCUCGGGCCAGUCGGAUCGCAGGACCAAGCUCUCGUACGACGUAACAUUGUGACUGCUGGACAUAACAACGAUCUCGUUGUGUUAUGGACGGUAUGGUAGAAGAAAAUGGGACCAGUGGUUCAGUUGAUGCCCUUGUCUCGCAGGGUUCUGGUAACCCUAUCGUUGUCACAUCGGUGCACUCAGUCAUCCAGGCAAACCAACAGUCUGUCAUCCAAACUGCAACACAGGGCACUAUGAUCACUAAAGGCAAUGUUAUUCUAUUAAGUAAACCGAAUUCAGUAAUACAAACCACUCAAGGAAAUCUGCAAACCCUUCAGGUUGUUGAAGCUGGUAGCGAUGAAAGUUUAUCAGCAAAUGAAGAUAGUCCUAAAAGAGUUCGCCAUGAUGCCCUGACUAGGAGGCCAUCUUAUCGAAAGAUUUUAAAUGAUAUCGCAGGAGGAAAAGUUGAAUCGUCAGGUUCAGAUUGUGAUUCAAAUCUCGAUAGUGAAUUAUCUUCAAAUUCACUGUCUGCUCAUUACCAAACUGUUUUACCUCCAGCUGCAAUUCAGUUAACUCAAGGAGAAAUGCAUAGUAUGCCGACUUUAACAAUGUCUAAUCCAACGUCUACCGGUGGUACUAUAUUGCAGUAUGCUAGUCAAGAUGGACAAUUUUUUGUGCCUGUUGUUACCCAAGGAGGAAGUUCUACUUUAAAUACAAGUUCAAUGGUACCUGAAGAUCAAGUUAAAAAACGGGAAAUGAGGCUAUUAAAAAAUAGAGAAGCAGCAAGAGAAUGCAGACGAAAAAAAAAAGAAUAUAUUAAAUGUUUAGAAAACCGUGUAUCUGUAUUAGAAAAUCAGAAUAAAGCACUAAUUGAAGAGUUAAAAACGCUAAAAGAACUUUAUUGCCAAACAAAGACUGAAUAGUGAUAGUUUUUGAAUCUUCAAAUUUAUAAGAGAAAACAUUGUACCAGUCAUGACCAAAAUUGCAUGCUUGACGUGAUAUUUACAAAAAUCUUGUAAGCUCAUUUUAAUUUAUAUGUUUAAUUUUUGGUUAUUUAAAAUCAAUAUACAUUUUGAAAAUGGUUUAUUUUUGCUAAAAACUCAAGGAAUUAGUAAAAGGGUCUAUUCAUCAGAGAAAUCGGUGGCCAAUUCCAUAUGAACAAUUUUAUUCUUUAUCUUAUUUUUGAAAUUUGAUGAUGUUAUAACUGCCUGCUAAACAACAUCACAGCAAAUGAGUUUUUAUAUUAUUCAAUGCCAAUUCUUGAGAUUUUUAUGUAUUCUUUAUAUUAUUUAUUUAGUGACUUAAAUAU